Messenger RNA from Cladocopium goreaui, 1392 nucleotides. The record is from the annotation of a GenBank genome assembly. NCBI's taxonomy places the organism in Eukaryota, Dinophyceae, Suessiales, Symbiodiniaceae.
AUGGCCGCUUCAACGCCUGCGAAACGUCCGCGCAACGACGAGUCGUCGGAAUGGCAGCCGUGCCUGUCUUCGGGGGAGGUCGAUGCCUACCACCGUGAAGGAUGGCUCAUACCAAAGGCCAGUCUAUCGGCGGAGGAGGUGGAACGUUUUCGACAGAGCCUGGACCGGGUCAUUGCCCAGAACCCCUCCGUUCGACCCGAACUGCUGGUCAGCGCGCAUCUUGAAGCCAAGGGCACGGAAGGCGUCGCUGGUUCUCACGAUUUCCUCCAGUUGGGACUGCAGCCGCUGAUCCUGGAGGCCGUUGCCCAAGUGCUGGGUCUGGAUUUCGCCCUAUGGGGAUGUCAGAUCUUUUGCAAACCAGGUUUCGACGGCAUGGAAGUGCCAAUGCAUCAGGAUGGUGAGUAUUGGCCCAUUCGACCCUUGUCCACCGUGACGGUUUGGGUGGCUUUGGACAGGUCAGAUAAAGAGAAUGGCGCCCUGCGUGUGGUGCCGCGGUCACAUCGCAAGAUGUUGCAACAUGAGAAGUGUGAGGGGAGGAUGGUGCUCAGCCAAAGGCUGACAGAUGUGGAACUGGGUCAAUUGCCCGCAGCUGUGGACGUCGAACUGGACCCAGGCCAGUUCUCCAUGCACGACGUCUAUCUGGUCCAUGGCUCCAAUGCCAAUACCUCGCCGCGGCGUCGGGCAGGCGUUGCCUUGCGCUACAUGCCGACCAGCUCAGUGUUGGACCGCGAGAUGUUCGACGCGGAUCGAGCUGGCUUCACCAUUGACUGGAAGAACAGGCCUUUGUUCCUGGUCAGUGGCCAAGAUAGGUCGGGUGGUCGGAAUUGCUACAGCCCGCUGCCGGGGCCCUUGGCGUUCCCAGACGGCUUUCGGAGAUGGUGCUGUGCCAAGAGCCCCACGGACUGGGCGAAGUUAAAGACCUGGAUGGAGGAGACGAUCAGCAUCCCUUGGGAACGAGCCCUGGAGGGUCGUCGAGUGGCGCAGUGGGGGGUUCGCUAUGACUACACCAAGCAGUGCGUGGACCUGACGCCGGUGGCAGCGAUCCCCGACUUCCUGCGCGACUUCUUUCCUGAGGUUGGUCCAGAAUUCACACAAUGCAUCAUCAAUGAGUAUGGCCCGGGCGAUGGCAUUCCAUGGCAUGUGGAUGACCUGGUCUUCGGUCCUGAGGUCCGUGUCUUCGUCUUCGGCGAAUCGCGGCCCUUGCUGCUGCGCCGAGAGGCGACGGCCACGGUGGAGAUGCGACACCUCUGGUCCUAUUGCUUCAGUGGUGCUGCCAGAUAUGACUGGCAGCAUUCGGUUCCGGAGGGCUCCCAAAGAAGAUGGAGCUUUACCUUUCGAAGUCUCAAGCAACCCUCCAUUGCACCUGCGAAAUCGAAAUCUGUGACGUGCUGA